CUUCCGAGUUACUGCUGAGAGUGAAAGUCCAUACUUCGUACACCAUCAUUGUCGAAAUACGACAAUGUAUUCAGCGAAGAGCAUUUACUUAAGCAAUCUCAAACACUUUGGUCCUCUCUCUCUUCCAUCAACGCCUCAUACUCCACCGGAUUCCAAAACGCCACGGCCCGACAAGCCCCAGAUGUGGUCACCGGACUUUUUCUCUGCCGGGGUCUCGCCGGAAGUUUGUCGUGACUGCGUCUCCUUUUCCGUCAAAGAUAUUGUAACCAAGUGUCCGAAUCAGAGAGAGGCCAUUAUCUAUUACGAUGAGUGUAUGCUCAGAUACUAUGACCUGAAUGUUUUCUCGAACCUCACACUCACUGAUGAUUUUUUGAUGUAUAACGAUUACAAAACUGAACCUAAGGAUGUAGUCUUGUUCAAAAAACUGGCGUUGACCACGAUGAUGGAAGCUGCCUUUGAAGCAGCGAAUAGUUCUCGAUUGACUUCAAGGAUUUGUACGAGGAAGGCCAAGUGGAUUGACUUCAAGGAUUUGUACGUCCUCGUUCAGUGCACACCUAAUCUGACAAGAGACGGCUGUUUGUUCUGUCUGCUACAAUCCAUAUACGGUUUGCGUUUUGAAAGUAUUGGAUCAAGAUUUCUUUUCCCUAGCUGUAAUUCAAGGUACGAACUUUACAAGUUCUACAACGAAACCGAAGUUAAUACAACUCUCCUGCCUCCACCACCCUUAGCAGUGUCUACUACUCCACGACCUAGGAAAGGUGAGAAUUCAAAUGUGUUAGCGAUAGCCAUCCUUGUGGCUAUUAUAAUGGCUUUGGUAUUUUCCAUAGCUGGUUAUUGUUUUCUUGCAAAGAGGAAAAAGAAGACUUCUGAUAAUGCACCAACCUUUUAUGGAGAUGAUAUAACAACAGUAGACUCGCUGCAACUUGAUUAUAGAACAAUUCAAGCUGCAACAAAUGAUUAUUCAGAGAAUAAUAAGAUUGGACAAGGUGGAUUUGGCGAGGUUUACAAGGGUACAUUUUUGAAUGGGACUGAAGUUGCGGUGAAGAGACUAUCAAACUCAUCAGGCCAAUGUGAAACAGAGUUCAAGAACGAGGUUGUUGUUGUUGCAAAGCUCCAGCAUAGAAAUUUGGUCAGGCUUAUGGGGUUUUCUCUACAACGAGAAGAACGGAUAUUGGUCUACGAAUAUGUGCCCAACAAAAGUCUUGAUUACUUCCUCUUUGACCCUACAAAGAAGGGUCAGCUAUGUUGGACACGACGAUACAAGAUUAUUGAAGGGAUUGCUCGGGGGAUGCUAUAUCUUCAUCAAGAUUCACGGCUCACAAUCAUGCACCGUGAUCUCAAAACAAGCAACAUUCUCCUGGAUGCAGAUAUGAAUCCAAAAAUUGCUGAUUUUGGAAUGGCAAGGAUGUUUGGGAUAGACCCAACACAAACAGAAUUGUCGGUACCUAUUCUUGAGAUUAUAACUGGUAGUUUGAAUAGCAGCUUCAACGAGAGAGACGGUGCACAUAACUUAGUCACAUAUGCUUGGAGACUCUGGACUAACAAAACAGAGCUAGACCUCGUGGAUCCAGUUAUAGUAGAUAAUUGCCAGAAGAGUGAAGUGGUUCGAUGCAUCCAUAUUGUUAUAUAUUUAAGUGAAAGGGUUUAA
Molecule: messenger RNA, 1648 nt
Organism: Eruca vesicaria subsp. sativa (arugula)
Lineage: Eukaryota; Viridiplantae; Streptophyta; Magnoliopsida; Brassicales; Brassicaceae
Source: the annotation of a GenBank genome assembly